Megalops cyprinoides (Indo-Pacific tarpon) is the source of this 2151-nucleotide messenger RNA. Its product is annotated as sodium- and chloride-dependent GABA transporter 2-like. Gene Ontology annotation, cellular component: membrane. Lineage: Eukaryota; Metazoa; Chordata; Actinopteri; Elopiformes; Megalopidae. The transcript is spliced from 15 exons. Bases 1 to 2151 code for a protein of 716 amino acids. The record is from RefSeq and is a predicted model, not a curated record. Gene Ontology annotation, biological process: sodium ion transmembrane transport.
AUGGACGGAGUGGUGGAGGGAGGCUACAGGAAACAGGAGCAGCACUGGAGCGAAGAGGAGACGACACAACUGGCAGAGAAGGAGAAUUGGAACAAAGACACAGAUGUGAAGAAGGUUGAAUCAACAGAGAGGAAAGUGGAGGAGAGGGGUCAGUGGGGGAGUAAGGCAGAGUUCCUCCUGGCCAUAGUGGGCAGUGUGGUGGGCCUGGGCAAUGUGUGGCGGUUCCCCUAUCUCUGCUACAAGAACGGUGGAGGUGCGUUCCUGGUUCCCUAUCUCCUCUUUGUAGUGGCAUGUGGUGUGCCUCUGUUCUUACUGGAGACUGCUGUUGGGCAGUACACCCGUCAGGGACUCGUCACAUGCUGGAAGAGGCUAUGCCCAUUGGCUGAGGGCAUUGGCUAUGGGGGACUGAUGAUCCAGCUCUACAACUGUGUGUGUUACAUCAUUAUCCUGGCCUGGGCUCUCUUGUACCUCAUGUUCUCCUUCAGCUCCAAUAUGCCCUGGGCCAGCUGCAGCAACACUUGGAACACAGCCAACUGUGUGGAAGUCAGGAAAGAGACCACUGCAGCCAACUGGACCCGCCAGACCAACGCCACCUCUGCAGCCAUGGAAUUUUGGGAGCGUAGAGUGCUUUCUAUUUCAGGGGGCAUUGGGGAGGUGGGCCAUGUCAGAUGGGAGCUGGCACUGUGUCUCAUGGCAGUUUGGGCUACCUGUUAUUUCUGUAUCUGGAAGGGGGUCAAGUCCACAGGCAAGGCGGUGUAUUUCACAGCCACAUUCCCAUACCUGAUGCUGUUGGUGUUGCUGGUUCGAGGACUGACUUUACCUGGGGCUUUUCAGGGGAUAGUGUUCUACCUGUACCCUGAACCAGCCCGUCUUGCUGACCCACAGGUGUGGCUGGAGGCUGGAGCGCAGAUUUUCUUCUCUUACAGUGUUGGAGCAGGUGGUUUGACAGUACUGGGCAGCUACAAUACCUACAAUAACAACUGUUACAAGGACUGUUGGCUGUGUCUGCUGAACAGUGGAACGAGUUUUGUGGCAGGGUUUGCAGUGUUCUCUGUGCUGGGAUUCAUGGCACAUGAACUGGGUGUCCCCAUUGAGAAGGUAGCAGAGUCAGGCCCUGGUCUGGCAUUUAUUGCAUACCCCCAAGCAACAUCCAUGAUGCCCUUCCCUCAGAUUUGGGCUUCCUGUUUUUUCAUAAUGAUUAUUCUUCUUGGCCUGGACACCCAGUUUGUGUCAGCAGAGGUGGUUAUAACUUCAGUGAGUGACCUGUUUCCUGCGUUGCUGCGCAGAGUGGGAGGCAGAGAGAUCUUCCUGCUGUUCUUCUGUGUUUUCUGCUUCCUAACUGGGCUGCUCAUGGUCACAGAGGGUGGGAUGUAUGCUUUCCAGCUCGUUGAUUAUUAUGGCAGUAAUGGGGUCUGCCUGGUCUCCAUUGCCAUAUUUGAGUCAUUGACCGUGGGAUGGGUCUUUGGGCCAGAAAACUUAUAUGAUGUGAUUGAAGACAUGGCUGGUGUACGCCCUAACGCCCUCUUCAAAUUCUGCUGGCGCUAUCUCACUCCUUUAGUGUCCCUGGGUUCACUCAUCUUCUACUUUGUGAAGUACAAGCCCCUUACCUUUAACCACUGGUAUGUGUACCCUGACUGGGCAUACACACUGGGCUGGCUAAUGGCACUGUCCUCCAUUGUGAUGGCUCCAUGCUGGGGGAUUCUCAAGCUCUGCAUUGCCAGAGGCACCAUGAAACAGCGUUUGUCUAACCUGUGUCACCCUGAUGAUGACCUGCCCCUGACACAGAAGCACACAGCUGAACAACAGCCUGUUACUUCAGGAAUGGAGAUGGUAGUGAUGAUAACAGAGGAACCAAAUUUCAAGACCCCUUGCUUGCACUGUUACCACCAGGCGCAAGUGGAUUUGCAGGUGUAUAUGAGACCAGGCUCCUGUAAGGCUGACCCUCAAAGCCUGGCAGUGAGUGUGUCCCCAGACCCCAUCUUAGGCAACACAAAUCAAGUGGAUCACCAAGGAGAAGAUUCCAUAUGCCCUACAUGCUGCUAUAUGGCCUUUUUGACUGAGGCACAGGUCAGGAUUGGGAAGGUGCCGUGGCACCUGGCCUAUGCCCACACACUCUCUUUCAGCAAACAGACUCCAUUUCUGGAAGUCUGA